AAAAAAAAAAAGGAAAAAAAGAAAUCAAUGAAUUUCUUGGAAUUUCCUCUUUACUAUCAUCAACAACCCCAAAAACACGGGGAAUACAAUCUUUACGAAUCGAUCCAAUGUUUGCCUCUUCUGAGCAGGCUAACCGAGAGAAAAGAAGUGAAGGAAGAGGAAAAAGAGGACGAACAAGGAGAAAAGGUCGGGGGAAAUAAUUUCUUGGGAGUUGAAAACGACAAGGCCGAAAAUGUGGCUGUGGCUUUGCACAUAGGGUUGCCUGAUAUAGGAGAUAUCGAAAUGGAUCGUGAUCGGCAAAAGCAUUAUCAUGAGCAGGAGGAAAAAGGAGAUAUUGUGACCACAAAAAGUUCUUCUAAUGAAUGCAAUUAUAAUAAGGAGAGGAGGUUUUGGAUCCCAACACCAGCUCAGAUUCUUGUCGGGCCUAUGCAGUUUUCUUGCGACAUAUGUAACAAGACCUUCAAUAGGUACAAUAACAUGCAGAUGCACAUGUGGGGCCACGGGUCAGAGUUCCGGAAGGGUCCAGAGUCUCUGAGGGGCAGCCAGCCGGCAGCCAUGCUGCGGUUGCCAUGCUACUGCUGCGCUCAGGGCUGCAAGAACAACAUAAACAACCCGCGCGCACGCCCACUCAAGGACUUCCGCACCCUCCAAACCCACUACAAGCGCAAGCACGGGGCUCGGCCCUUUGCCUGCCGCCGCAAGUCGUGCGGAAAGACCUUUGCCGUGAAAGGCGACUGGCGCACGCACGAGAAGAACUGCGGGAAACUAUGGUUCUGCAUCUGUGGCUCUGACUUCAAGCACAAGCGCUCUCUCAAGGAUCAUGUCCGCUCCUUCGGGAAAGGCCACUCUCCCCAUCCUUCCCUCGAGGACGAGAGAGAUUGUUCCAUCACGCCCGGCUCUGAAGACGAGCCUUGACUUUUUUAUUUUUAUUUUUACAUAUAAAAAAUUAAAAUCUUAAUUAAUAUCGUAUUUCGUAAGUGUGUGCACAAGCGAGUGCUCGGUAGCAAAAAGUUCCCUUACCUAAUGCGUGGGAUUCGUUGUUCUGUAUUCUGAAUGUUAUCAGCACACGCGAGUUGAGUUGAGCUGAUAAUAUUCAGAAUAGGGAGAGACACGCUGGGAACAGUUUGCUAUGGAGCACCAUGAGUUAAUAAUUAGGUGGUUUAAUUUUAGUGUUGGUGGUGGUUAAGAGGUUUGCAGAUUUGGUGUUUUGUGUGUUUGGAAUAAGAGGAGAUUAAUUAAUACGUAAUGUGUAACUUGUGGAGCUGAUGAAUUUUCUUCCUUGUGUUUUGGGUUUGUUGUGGAGCCUAACUAGGAGUCGAGGAAGAAAAUUUGUCAGCUUUUGAGUUGUGCGGUGUUUUCUAGUGAAUACUGAUCUUGUUUUCCAUCUUUGCAUUUGCUUUAUUACUGUGUACUUUGCGCCUUUAUAUAUAGAUGGUUAACUUUGAC
Molecule: messenger RNA, 1446 nt
Organism: Striga asiatica
Lineage: Eukaryota; Viridiplantae; Streptophyta; Magnoliopsida; Lamiales; Orobanchaceae
Source: the annotation of a GenBank genome assembly